Molecule: messenger RNA, 435 nt
Organism: Paracoccidioides lutzii Pb01
Product: 60S ribosomal protein L27
Exons: 2
Coding region: 1-435 (144 amino acids)
Biological process (GO): translation
Cellular component (GO): ribosome; cytosolic large ribosomal subunit
Molecular function (GO): structural constituent of ribosome
Source: RefSeq, a predicted model, not a curated record
AUGGGAUAUCAUGUUGCAGAGGGAAAGACAGCAUUAACAAAAGCCGCAACACCAAAACUGACUUGUGUUUUCUUCCUUCCGUAUUACCAGGUGGUUAUAAUUCAGCCAUAUGACACCGGCUCAAAAGCUCACCCAUUCCCUUAUGCCCUCGUUGCCGGUAUUGAACGAUAUCCCUCGAAAGUGACCCGUCGGAUGGGAACCAAAAAGGUCGCAAAGCGAAGCAAGGUCAAGCCAUUCAUCAAGACCAUCAACUACAACCACCUCAUGCCCACCCGCUACACGCUCGAACUUGAGGGACUCAAAGGUGCUAUCACAAACGAUACAUUCAAGGAGGUAUCGCAACGGGAGGAGGCUAAGAAGACUGUGAAGAAAUCGUUGGAGGAACGGUACAAUAGCGGAAAGAACAGAUGGUUCUUUACCCCUCUGAGGUUCUAA